Messenger RNA from Eruca vesicaria subsp. sativa (arugula), 765 nucleotides. NCBI's taxonomy places the organism in Eukaryota, Viridiplantae, Streptophyta, Magnoliopsida, Brassicales, Brassicaceae. The record is from the annotation of a GenBank genome assembly.
AUGAAAACACCGCCUCGUCGAUCGAAGCGUGUUGAUCAGGAAUCGGAAACACCCAAGGUUACAACUCCAGUGGCUCUACGUACAGCGCGAAAGAAGAAGCACUGUUCCAAAACUCGGACGGUUCGGGUCAGACCCGAGUACCCACUGACCCGCACCACCCCCGAGAUGAAGCUAAUGCCUCCAGAGUUCUUCCAAAUCGACGCGCUUGAUCUUGCGCCGCGUUUGCUCGGGAAGUUUCUAAGGAGAGACAAUGUUGUCCUGCGUAUUACAGAGGUAGAAGCUUAUAGACCAAAUGAUUCAGCUUGCCAUGGACGGUUCGGGAAUACCCCACGGACCGCACCUAUUUUUGGAUCUGGAGGACAUGCGUAUGUUUAUCUUUGUUACGGUCUUCAUAUGAUGCUCAAUAUUGUUGCUGAUAAGGAUGGAGUUGGAGCUGCUGUUUUGAUACGGUCUUGUUCUCCUGUUACCGGGCUGGAGACCAUAAAGGAGCGUCGUGGCCAGAAAACCGACAAACCUGUUCUUCUCAAUGGACCAGGAAAGGUCGGACAAGCGCUUGGACUUUCAACGGAAUGGUCUCAUCAUCCUCUCUAUUCUCCUGGAGGACUGGAGGUUCUGGACGGAGGAGAAGAUGUGGAGAAAGUAUUGGUUGGUCCUCGCGUUGGGAUAGAUUACGCAUUUCCUCAACAUGUUAAUGCCUUGUGGAGAUUUGCCAUUGCAGAUACUCCAUGGAUAAGUGCUCCUAAGAACACUCUUAAACCUCUCUAA